UCGGUUCGGUUGAAUCAUUGCAAUGAACAGACUCAAAUGAAUGAUUCGAUUGAAUAUUUAGUCCACGCAGUUAUGCGCAUUCCUUUUGGCUUCCUGAAGUAACUUUUUGUCGGAAAGGGUCCAUCAUCACUGCACCACUAGCUAUGAGUUUACAGAUGUUUCCCGGACUGUCUUGAAAUAAAGUGUCUUUCCUGACCUCCACAUCGCUGUCGGAAUGUCCUCCAUAGACCCCUAUCAGUACAUCAUAGUUGAGCAUCAGUAUUCUCAUAAAUUGAAGGUAAAUGUGGCGAGAGCUGAAAAUGUGACGAAAGGAGCAUUUGGGGAUUUAUUGGACACCCCUGACCCUUACGUGGAGCUGUCCAUUCCAACCACACCAGAGUCAAGAAAACGAACACGCCACAUAAAUAAUGACAUUAACCCCACAUGGAAUGAAACAUUUGAGUUCAUACUGGAUCCUAAUCAACACAAUGUUUUGGAGAUGACACUGAUGGACGCUAAUUAUGUCAUGGACGAAACCCUGGGCACAGCUAAAUAUGCCCUUUCGAAGCUCAAAGUGGGGCAGACGGAGCACGUGACCCUACCUAUUGGCAAGACGACAAAAGUGUUCCUCGACUUGUUCUUAGAAGUGUGUGCGUCCACAGACUUGCGCUUCAGCAUGGCUCUGUGCGAUCAGGAGAAGCUCUUCAUGCAGACGCGCAGGGACCGAGUUAUGCUCGGCAUCAAGAAGCUUCUUAAAAUGGAAAACCCUCGCUUCCUUCCAGCCUCACCUAGAGAGGUUCCCACCAUCGGCAUUCUGGGUUCUGGAGGUGGUUUCCGUGCCAUGGUUGGCUUCUCUGGUGUAAUGAAGGCUCUGUAUGAAUCUGGGGUGCUUGACUGUGCAACAUACGUGGCAGGACUUUCUGGAUCAACAUGGUAUAUGUCCAUGCUGUACUCGCACCCUGAAUUUCCCGCUAAAGGCCCAGGGGAUAUUAAUAAGGAGCUGAUGAACAGAGUCAGCAAUAGUCCACUCAAACUGCUCCUGCCCCAAAACAUCAAUCGCUACGUCAAAGCACUGUGGAAGAAGAAAUCGGCCGGACAGCCUGUCACUUUCACUGACAUCUUCGGGAUGUUGAUCGGAGAGACUCUGAUUCCGGGGAGAAUGGACGCUAAAUUGAGCUCCAUGCAGACGAAGAUUAAUGAAGGUCAGAGCCCCCUUCCUCUCUUCACCUGUCUCCACGUCAAACCUGACGUCUCUGAGCUCAUGUUCGCCGACUGGGUGGAGUUCAGCCCGUAUGAGAUUGGCAUGGCCAAAUAUGGCACCUUCAUGUCUCCAGGGCUCUUUGGAAGCAAGUUCUUCAUGGGCAGCGUUGUUAAACAAUAUGAGGAAAACCCCUUGCAUUUCCUCAUGGGUGUAUGGGGCAGUGCUUUCUCCAUCCUGUUCAACCGGGUUCUGGGGGUGAAGGAGACGACCAGUAGCAGCACAAUGGAGGAGGAGCUGGAGCAAAUUAAACCCGAGCAUAUCGUGGGUGAUGAUUCAGCAGAUAACGAGGAGGAAACUCAGAGGGGAGGCACAGAGAGCGCGGAGGCAGAAGAUGAGCGGCAGCGUCAUGCCCAGGCGAGCUGGGUUCAGCGCAUGCUGACCUCCAUAAUGGGGGACACCACCCUGUUCACCACACGUGAGGGCCGUGCCGGCAAGGUGCACAAUUUCAUGCUGGGACUCAACCUAAACUCUACACUGCCCUUCUCUCCCUUCAGUGGCCUCAUGCACCAGAACUCAGUGGAUGAAGAGGUUGAUGCUGUUACAGAUCCUGACGAGUUUGAGCGAAUCUAUGAGCCCUUAGAUGUGAAGAGCAAGAAAAUCCACAUAGUGGACAGCGGUCUGACCUUUAACCUGCCCUAUCCUCUCAUUCUGCGGCCACAGAGAGGAGUUGACCUCAUCAUUUCCUUCGACUUCUCAGCCAGGCCCAGUGACUCCAGCCCGCCAUUCAAAGAGCUACUGUUAGCUGAAAAAUGGGCCCGUAUGAAUAAGCUGCCAUUCCCUAAGAUCGAUUCGAAAGUAUUUGACCGAGAGGGUCUGAAAGAGUGCUAUGUGUUCAAACCCAACAAGGGAGAAAAGAGCUGCCCCACUGUCAUUCAUUUUGUCCUGGCCAACAUCAACUUUCGGAACUUUAAAGCCCCAGGAGUGCCUAGAGACACAGACAAGGAGAUCGAGUUUGCAGACUUUGACAUUUUCGACGAUCCAGCCUCUCCCUUCUCCACCUUCAACUUCCAAUACUCCAACCAGGCCUUCAGGAGGCUUCAUGACCUCAUGGAGUUCAACACGCUGAACAACAUCGAGGUUAUAAAAGAAGCAAUUAAAGACAGCAUUCUGCAGCGACGAGAGAACCCCUCACGCUGCUCUGUUUCCCUGUUACUCAAUGAAAUUGAAAACAAGAAGUUCCUGAAACGAGAUACCAGCAGUGCAAAACGACACACCUAACAGAUAGCUGCAAACAGCUAUGCAAAAGCCUAGACUGCGUUGGUCCACUGGUGCUGAUUUCUCAUUUCAUGAGAAUCACUGAGCAGAUUCAUCAGACAAGACUGGACUGACCUUAUUACAAGCUCAUUUUUUAUGCUGCAUUCCAGACCACUUUAAAUUUCCCCAGCUCCUACUUAAAGAUAAAGGCGCUCGAGGUCAAACUUCCAAUUCAUACCAAACCAGGGUUAUUAAUGUUAAGGAGGGGAAUGGAAUAGAUUUGAAAAUGGUCAAAUGUUUUGUGUAUGGCGACACGAGAGUACUACACUCUCAUUGGUCACUGAAAACAUAAUCAAAUUCGCCAGAAUAUUUAAUAAACAGACACACAAUGGGCAGGGGACGUAAAGAACUUUACAACAUUCAGGACCUCUUCCCAGCUUAAUUUCAAAACGAUUCUUGAAUUACCACUUGGGCAAAUUCUUCAUGUUAAAUUGCUUGCAAAUCUGUCUGUGUACUUCUCUACGGGUUGCAAGGAGCCAAGUACAGGCAGCUUUGUUUUCACUUGACAUUUUAGCAGUAAAUACUGUUCUGGGAGUAAUUUAUGGUCUCAGUGGCGGCCUGGGCCUUAGGACUCGCUGUUCUUCAUGCGUUUCUGCCAAUGUGAUAAGAAAACAAUGACUGCUCUCCAUUCGGUUCUACUGUGACGCAUCUAUGACCAAUAGCCUUGCCUUCGGGACAGGAUUCAUCUCAUAUUUCAGCGAAAGAUUCAUUGCUUAGGAACUGGAUUCAGCUGCUUUUAUUUAUUUUCGCUUACAAAUGACGUCUCCCGCCCGAGGGGUGAAAGGAAGAAGGUACUCCAGGACUCCACCUCCUCGUGAGGUGUCACAUGAUGGGACAUGUUGUGAAAAUAUAUUGGUGGCAGACCGGCACAUACAGAUCUAACUUCACACAUAAUCAUUCCUCUGGUUUACAUACUUUAUGAUGAAAGCGUAUGCAAGAUUAUUUAUUUGUAUGCUUAUUGUGUUUUAUAAUUUCAUUUUAAGAUUUGGACAUCUCAAAAUUAAACAUUUGAAAUGAAUGUCAAUGGGGGGGGGGGAGUGCUUAAGGCAGAGCAGGUAAGGUUUUUCGUAAAACUGAACUGAGGUCAGUAGGAUAAAGAUAGCAGGUAGAUACCAGAAAGACUGGUUGUGGGGUAAAAAUAGACCUAAGCUUUAGAGUGCACUUUAAGUCCAAAAUAAAUGUCUACUUUUAUACAUUCUUUCCUGUUUGUGUUCGAACAGCACAAGUCUCAGAUCCUUUAAAAGUGGGCAUGUUCUGUAUGAUUGUAUGAUUCAUGUAUACACAACGGUUAUCUGUGUCAUGUACAUUUAAGUGAUGUUACCAGCCUGUGUGGUGUAGUGUCGUGCAUAAACGUAAUAAAAGGAUAUUUAUACCAAUGAA
This is a messenger RNA of Carassius auratus (goldfish), 3874 nucleotides long. Its product is annotated as cytosolic phospholipase A2. Gene Ontology annotation, cellular component: endoplasmic reticulum; cytosol; nucleus. Lineage: Eukaryota; Metazoa; Chordata; Actinopteri; Cypriniformes; Cyprinidae. Gene Ontology annotation, molecular function: calcium ion binding; calcium-dependent phospholipid binding. Gene Ontology annotation, biological process: glycerophospholipid catabolic process. The transcript is spliced from 18 exons. The coding region runs from base 215 to 2458 and encodes 747 amino acids. The record is from RefSeq and is a predicted model, not a curated record.